AUGGACAACAAUCCCCUCCUGGCCAUGCUCAAAGCAGCUGGCACCAACUCGGCCUCUCCCAUCCCGCCUGCGGGCCCGAUAGGGAGCACAGGCUCGAACGGCGGCUCCAACCUCUCUGCCUCGGCCGCUUCCCGCCCGCCACCCCCUGCAUUUCAAGCCGUUAGCCUCGACGAUCUGUUCAAGUCCAUCUCCCAGCCACCGGGUGCGUUUACCAAGUCGACGCCCACGCCCCCCAGUGCCGCUCAGGCCAACCUCGCCACCUCACCGCCGGGCCAGCACAAAGCCAAGCUACUGGGCAUGCUGUCACUGGGCGUCGGUGCUGGCUCGGCGCAGGACACGCCAGAGGUCAGCCGCCCCGCUUCUGGGCCCCAGACUCAGAACCGCGAGGAACAGCGCCGCGCCUCCCUCCUCGGCAUGCUGCGCUCACCCCUACUGAACACGGCGCCCGCCCUUGACGAGCCCGUCAUCACCCACCCAGCGCCCAUUGCGCCCCUUCCUCGCUCCAUUGUAAGCCCGCCACCCUUUACGAACACCAUGAGCCCGCCCUCUGGCUCGGCUCCGGCCAAGUCGCCCUUCGACUUUGUCUCGCCUUUCGAUGCGUUUGACAAGCCUGCUCCAUCGCUGCCGCAGUCGGGCCAGGGUUCGGCGGCAGCACCUUCGCCCGUCCGCACUCCGAGCGCCAAAUCAACUCCUGCUCCCUCGUCGCCGGUGAAGCGCGAGUACGCCAUCCCCCAGGCUGCGGCCGCGGGCACGCCGGCGUCGCAGGAUCAGGCAGCUCCGUCGCCGCCUGUCUCGAGAAAGGACUCGGCAGGCCCUUCGCUUGCUGCUCAACUUCUGCAGGACGCGGGAGGCAAGGGCCCCGUUACGCUCUUCCCUGGCGGCGUGACUAUUGACAUGGCCCAGCCCAACCUCGACGCCGUCGUCAAUCACGCGGGCGUAGUGGCGGUGCAGCCGGCCACAAUCAUGAAAGCCGAGUCGGUCGCGUUCUCUCGCGGCCGCACAGUCGGCUCAGCUGGCGACUGGAUAGCUUACACCCUCUCGCGCGGCCGCAUCCGCCUUUUAAACAUGAACACUGGCGCGCGCACACUCAUCCAGAUCGACACCACCGGCCCCUUUGUCGACCUCGCCGUCACUGACGGUGCUCUCGCUGUCGUCCUGGCUGACGGAUCGGUCAACGCUUAUCGCGUUCCGCACGCUUGGGUUCGGGACGACCCCGACUGCCCCCUCAUCUUCAGCCUGCCAUCCAUUCAGCCCGGCUCUGUGCCUGCGGACAAGAGCCUCGGUGAUAUUAACCAGAUCGAGUGGGUGCGGCGCGAGAACGAGUCGGCGGCCAACUGGCUGGCGAUCGGUGGUACGGAGGGCGUGAUCAUCGUCAAGCCCGAGAACUGGGGCCAGCAAUCCUCGCUCGUCAACGCGAGAGAGAUGCUCACGAACCAUCGGGUCCUCAAGGCUAGUGGGCUUGUGGUGCAGUUCUGCCUCAACGCCACGCAUCAGGCUAUUGCUCUCAUCUCGUCCUCGGGCUACUUCUGCCUGUACUCUGUCGCCUCGCUCAACAAAGUUUGGCACCGCCAGUUGCCGUCGUCCAACACGGCCACGCCGCUGUCGUCUGUUCGGUUCUGCGAGGCGCACAUUGUCGUCGGCAGGGCCAACGACACCAUGUUUGAUCUUGUUCAAAUCACGUACGAGCUCGCGGUAAUCUCCACCAUCAAGUUUGAUGCACCCGCGUCCCAGCUGUCGUUCGGCAACGCAGUCUACGACAGUGACAAUGAGACGCUUUUCAUUUCACAGUUUGCCCGCGGUUCCGUCUACGCAUUCCGCUACAAGCUUAAGGGUACCCCACCCCUCCGCGGCGUCAUUGGCACGGACGCGGUGCCCAUUCUGGCCUUCGACUCCAUGGCCGAGUUCCCUAUUGAGCCGAUCGUGUCCAUGGUUCUCAGCCCCAACCGUCCUGGCUCACCGGCUUUCGUGUAUGCCACGCGGCAGGGCAUCAACAGGGCCCAGAUCGACCUCCGCAGCCUUUCUCAGACUCGUCCGACUUUGACCCCCGCUGCGGCGGAGGCCAAGCCGAUCGAGCAAAAGGCGGAGGAGAAGGAUGAGCGGGCCAGCGUCGCAGACAAGGCCGACCUCCAGGACAGACCUGCUGACAAUCGUCGCGUCCGCGGCCGAGCGGCGCAGGCUGAUAAGCGCGCGCAAACGCCAACUACUGCUCGCAAGGAGCCCCAGCGCGCAGCUUCGCCUCUCAAGCCGGACGCGCCAGUGGCAGAGGAUAAGGGUGCUGGUCCUGGCCUGACAGCCGACGAGCUCUUCCGGGCGCUCAAGAAGACCGAGGACAAGCUCGGCAACCAGUUCAAGCAGGCCAUUCAGACCGAGUUUGGCGCUAGCAAGCGCGGGAGCGCAGAUUUGUCCUCGAGCCUCUCAUCGGCUGUCACGAACCACCUUCAGGCCAGCCUGCCGACGCUGAUCGAGCAAGAAGUUCAGCGUGCCAUCCCUGCCGCUGUGCAGAACGCCGUGCGCGAGCUGGUGCCUGGCGCGGUCCACCAGUCGCUCCAGAACAUUGGGCGCGACGUCGAGCGCAUCCUUGCACCAAUCGUCCCACGUACUCUCAACACUGUUGUCCAGCCGGCCGUCGAGCGUGCCGUUCGCGAGGUCAUCCAGCAGACAGUCGUCCCUGCCCUUGAGGCCGCCACGACUAAUGUCUACAACCAGCUCGCUGAGGACUUGAAGACCGAGAUGGUGCAGAUCCGGAAGGACGUGGUCGCGGAGCAAGGCGAUGCGCUGGCUGGUACCAACGACAUGAUCCACAACCUGUCGUCAAUGGUCGAGUCGCUACAGCGCCAAGUUGCGGCGCUGUCGGCGCGCUCACCGCCGCCGGGCCCCGUGCCAUCCUCGCUCGCGCGGUCGGUCUCGGUCAGGUCGCCACCUGUCUCACAGACGAUGCAGAUGAUGCAGCCGGCUACGCCGAUGAUGCAGCAGCCGACACUGUACGACAAACAGCUCGAGGACGCGUUCCUUGCGGCUCUGAGCGCGCAGUCGGCGCCGGUGACGCUCAAACUCGUGUCGGACUACGCGUCGCGCACCGAGCAAAUCCUUCCCCCGCGUCCAGGCCGUAGUCCCGUCUCGCAAGCAGUGCUCUUGACUCUGGCCCACCGCCUCUCCUCUGCUCUUGCCAACGUCGCGCCGCAGGACCAUAUGUUCGCGACAGUCGCGACGUGGCUUCACCGUGCUGUGGAUCAGCUCGACUCGACGGACCCCGACAUCAGGGUGUACCUCCCGCGCGUGGCGAGCGUGGUGACGCAGGAGCUCAACCAGCGCAUCAGCCAGCUGAGCUAUCUCUCGGACCAGUAUUCGCGCGCGCACAUCAGCAUGCUGCGGCAGGUGAUUGACGAGCUGAUGGCGAAGCUUUGA
Messenger RNA from Cutaneotrichosporon cavernicola, 3405 nucleotides. RefSeq lists its product as uncharacterized. Gene Ontology annotation, cellular component: P-body. NCBI's taxonomy places the organism in Eukaryota, Fungi, Basidiomycota, Tremellomycetes, Trichosporonales, Trichosporonaceae. Gene Ontology annotation, biological process: deadenylation-independent decapping of nuclear-transcribed mRNA. Gene Ontology annotation, molecular function: protein binding. The coding region runs from base 1 to 3405 and encodes 1134 amino acids. The record is from RefSeq and is a predicted model, not a curated record. The transcript has 2 exons.